Nomascus leucogenys (northern white-cheeked gibbon) is the source of this 4066-nucleotide messenger RNA. It is a transcript of the gene ITPRIP, whose product is annotated as inositol 1,4,5-trisphosphate receptor interacting protein. The record is from RefSeq and is a predicted model, not a curated record. Gene Ontology annotation, cellular component: membrane. Gene Ontology annotation, molecular function: protein kinase inhibitor activity. Lineage: Eukaryota; Metazoa; Chordata; Mammalia; Primates; Hylobatidae.
CCCCAGCCCAGCUGGGGCCCAGGCUUUGUGUCAGGUACCGCCUAAGCCGCAGGGGACUCGGGUAGAAGAACAGUCUGGGAUUUCUUUCGCUGUGUGGGGCCCAGAAUCUCAGGAAGCCAGGACAUGGGAGAGCUCCAGCCAUGGCCAUGGGGCUCUUUCGCGUGUGUCUGGUGGUAGUGACGGCCAUCAUCAACCACCCGCUGCUGUUCCCGCGGGAGAACGCCACGGUCCCCGAGAACGAGGAGGAGAUCAUCCGCAAGAUGCAGGCGCACCAGGAGAAGCUGCAGCUGGAGCAGCUGCGCCUGGAGGAGGAGGUGGCUCGGCUGGCGGCCGAGAAGGAGGCACUGGAGCAGGUGGCGGAGGAGGGCAGGCAGCAGAACGAGACACGCGUGGCCUGGGACCUCUGGAGCACCCUCUGCAUGAUCCUCUUCCUGAUGAUCGAGGUGUGGCGGCAGGACCACCAGGAGGGGCCCUCACCUGAGUGCCUGGGCGGUGAGGAGGAUGAGCUGCCUGGGCUGGGAGGCGCCGCCUUGCAGGGCCUCACCCUGGCCAACAAGGCCACGCUUGGCCACUUUUAUGAGCGCUGCAUCCGGGGGGCCACGGCCGAUGCAGCCCGUACCCGGGAGUUCCUGGAAGGCUUCGUGGAUGACUUGCUGGAAGCCCUGAGGAGCCUCUGCAACCGGGACACCGACAUGGAGGUGGAGGACUUCAUUGGCGUGGACAGCAUGUACGAGAACUGGCAGGUGGACAGGCCGCUGCUGUGCCACCUUUUCGUGCCCUUCACACCCCCCGAACCCUACCGCUUCCACCCAGAGCUCUGGUGCUCCGGCCGCUCAGUGCCCCUGGAUCGCCAGGGCUACGGCCAGAUCAAGGUGGUCCGCGCCGAUGGGGACACACUGAGCUGCAUCUGCGGCAAGACCAAGCUCGGGGAAGACAUGCUGUGUCUCCUGCACGGCAGGAACAGCAUGGCGCCUCCUUGCAGCAACAUGGAGAACCUGCUGUGUGCCACAGAUUCCCUGUACCUGGACAAGAUGCAGGUCAUGAAGUGGUUCCAGACGGCCCUCACCAGAGCCUGGCACGGCAUUGCCCACAAGUAUGAGUUCGACCUGGCCUUUGGCCAGCUGGACAGCCCGGGCUCCCUGAAGAUCAAGUUCCGUUCAGGGAAGUUCAUGCCCUUCAACCUGAUUCCUGUGAUCCAGUGUGAUGACUCGGACCUGUACUUUGUCUCCCACCUUCCCAGGGAGCCCUCUGAGGGCACCCCAACCUCCAGCACAGACUGGCUCCUGUCCUUUGCUGUCUACGAGCGACACUUCCUCAGGACGACACUAAAGGCGCUGCCCGAGGGCGCCUGCCACCUCAGCUGCCUGCAGAUAGCCUCCUUCCUGCUCUCCAAGCAGAGCCGCCUGACCGGCCCCAGCGGGCUCAGCAGCUACCACCUGAAGACGGCCCUACUGCACCUCCUACUCCUCCGGCAGGCUGCUGACUGGAAGGCGGGGCAGCUGGAUGCUCGUCUGCACGAGUUGCUGUGCUUCCUGGAGAAGAGCUUGCUCGAGAAGAAGCUCCACCACUUCUUCAUUGGCAACCGCAAGGUGCCUGAGGCCAUGGGACUCCCAGAGGCCGUGCUCAGAGCCGAGCCCCUCAACCUCUUCCGGCCCUUCGUCCUGCAGCGAAGCCUUUACCGUAAGACACUGGACUCCUUCUAUGAGAUGCUCAAGAAUGCCCCAGCGCUCAUUAGCGAGUAUUCCCUACAUGUCCCCUCAGACCGCCAGCCUACCCCAAAAAGCUGACAUCUUGUAGAGCAUGUGGGAUCCUCGAGCUAGGAUGAGGGCAUCCCUCACAUUCACACCCCUGGUGGCAUCUGCCAGCCCUGUUCUGGGGACAAGGAGGGCUUUCGUGGGAGCUGUGCUCAGCCUGCCAGGAAGCCAAGCCCUACAGUGCAGAGGAAACAGAAUUUCAACGGGAGGCUGGUUUGCUUCAUACCAUUGGGAUCUGUUGGCAAAGCUGUUAUUUGGGUUUAGGGACUGAUCCCUUGCAGUUUACUUCUGGAUCACCAUGAAUGGCCAAGAUGGUGGCAGAACACGCUGUGGACCCUGAGUUAGAGACAAUGCAACUGUUGGAUUGGGUGUAAUUCUUUUUGAAUCCCAGAUCCAGUCUGUACUUGAAUAUGAGCAGAGGAUCUACAAGAAUGCUGACAGGCAACCGUGUUAAGACCCAGCACCCCUAUUCCCAGGAGCUCCUGGCCUGACCAUCUGCAGCCAAAGCACUAACAGGGACAGAUGUGGGAAUGUCCAACUUUGCUCCACAUCCUGCACAAUAGUGGUCCCACCAUGGCUGCCAUUUUUUUAUACUAUUUGGAGAAAAGACCUUGUAUAAAUUCGACGCCUGAGUGACUAACAUCUCUGUCACACGGAAAUGGGUACUUGGUGGCAUACAGAAACACAGUUAGCCACUUUUUCAACUACACUUCUCACUCAGGUGCACCUACACUUCUCACUCAGGUGCACCCCCUUCUGCUGUCCUUUCCCCAAUGUACUGGGUCCCGAGCGUGGUGGGUGUCAUUUGCCACACUGGGUGCCAGCUCAGCGGCCCCCCACAUCCCUUCAUUCUCUCCAAAGCUGGUCUUUCUGACUAUCAUUGUGGUAGGGGGAGGACAGAUGCUAAAGGUGGAAGCUGACCUGGAGAAAGAGACACACAGGGUGACUGUGGCAAAGGACAGCGGGAAAAGAAACUCUAUCACUUCUUCACUGGCAACCGCAAGGUGCCUGAGGCCAUGGCACUCCCAGAGGCUGUGCGCAGGGCCAAGCCUCUCAACCUCUUCUGGCCCUGCGUCCUGCAGCAAAGUCUCUACUGUAAGACAGUAGACUCCUUCGAUGAGGUGCUCAAAAAUGCUACCCGGGGUGGUGGGGUCUGGCUUGCAGUCUGGCCCAGUUCAGAGAAAGUUGCAGAGAUCAGGGGCCAAGGAUGUCUUAGCCCCAGGUUGUCCUCAGGGUCCCAGUCCUAGGGCAGGGUGUGCAUGGAAGCAAGAACUAUGGAAACCUAGCUCCAAUCUGCAGGCUCUGAGCCCCUAGUUCCUCACUCCAGCGGGGCUCCCUCACUGCACAGAACCCACCCCUUCUGUGUGGGCACUGCUGACCACACAGAUGACCCAGACCCAAAGAGCCUGGCAGAAGCUCUGUAGUUGGAGCUGGGCUCUGUUUCCAGGUCUGGUUCAGGGGGAUCAGGAAGCCUCUUUUCCACCUGUGGCUUCACUGGCCCUUUGAGAUUUCCUAUCUCAUCAUCACUUCAGUUACCCUUGCAGGGGGCCAGGGAGUCAAGAAUAUACCUGUGUUCUCCCUCCAGGGUUUAAGCCGGCCAUACCUUCCAGAGAGCAUAACCAACUCGACAGGGGUGCCCAGUUCCCCCACAAACUGAAGGAAGGAGAUCCUUCCCCCAUCCCCAGGGGUGCUGUCAACCAGCCUCAGAAAGCUUGAGAAGAUGGACCCUUUGCCAACCAGGGUUAAUUCCUGGUGGGGCAGCUCGGCUGUGAUCAGGGCACCCAAACCUAUAGGAAGCCUUCCAGUGUGAGCUGGAAUUAGACUGAACAUGUGCUUGGGCCUGCCUCUCCCUAGACCCAGCUGUGGGGCACUCCAGGGAAUGAACCAGCUCAAGUGUGUUCCUAACAGCAGCCUGGAGCUACCCCCAACCCCUCACAGCCCGACCCUCCUCAUUCCGUCAGAUGCAUUUGUAGAAUCGGGGCAAAUUUCCUUAUUUAUUUAUGGCCCAUGCCUUUCCCCCUCUUCAUCCUGAUCCCGUUUUGCUUUGAAGAGACCCCAGUAACCAAAAAACAGCCUCCAGAAGCCAAAACCAUGCCUGGAUCUCCCAUAGCUUCUCCUUUGCUUCCAGGAGAAAGUUCACUGAAAAAAAAAUAUCUUCUGGCUUCUUGUGUGUACAGAGACAACAGAACUCGGUGGGGAAACGGGAAUCUUUUCUGCACCAAAGCUGCUUCUAAAGCAGAAAGCAGUGGGGCUCUUGGUGUUUCAUGCUGCCUUAUUUAUAUUAAAGGAAGAAUUAAAUCUUGCAAGGAGUA